AAAGCGGCGUACAUAAUGUCUGUGAGUUGGAACAAAACAUUGGCCCGACUGGGGCUCCUACCUCUGCUGCUGUUGGUGCUUGCCAUUGGCCAAGGUCAGGGCUGUGAAGUGCAGAGCUCGGCGGCGGCAGCAGCAGCCACCAAGGAUUGGUGGGAGACGGCGCAGUUCUAUCAGAUCUAUCCGCGAUCAUUCAAGGAUUCGGAUGGAGAUGGCAUUGGGGAUCUGAAUGGCAUCACCAGCAAGCUGGAAUAUCUCAAGGAUCUGGGCGUCACGGCCGCCUGGCUGUCGCCCAUCUUUGCCUCGCCCAUGGUGGACUUUGGCUACGACAUUUCCGACUUUUUCGACAUUCAACCGGAGUAUGGAACACUCGAGGACUUCCGUGCUUUGAUCAAGAAAGCAAAUGAAUUGGAUCUGAAGAUCAUUCUGGACUUUGUGCCCAAUCAUUCGAGUGAUGAGAAUGAAUGGUUCAAGAAGUCAGUGAAGCGGGAGCGAGGCUACGAGGACUACUACGUGUGGCACGAUGGCAAGGUGAAUGCCGCAACGGGAGAGCGUGAGCCACCGUCCAACUGGCUGCAGUAUUUCCGUGGCAGUGCCUGGGAGUGGAACGAGGAGCGGCAGCAGUAUUAUCUCCAUCAGUUUGCGGUGCAGCAGCCUGAUCUCAACUACCGCAAUCCCGAUGUGGUGGCACAGAUGAAGCGAGUGCUGCGGUAUUGGCUGAACGAGGGCGUUGCUGGCUUCCGCUGCGAUGCACUGCCGCCGCUGUUUGAGGUGCUGCCCGAUGCGGAGGGUCAGUAUCCCGAUGAGGCUGUGAGUGGACUCACCGAGGACAAGGAUGAUCGCGACUAUCUGACCACAACGUACAUUGAGAACAGGCCAGAGACCGUGGACAUGGUGUACCAGUGGCGCACGGUUCUGGACGAUCACAAGCGCAUCUUCGGUGGCAAUUCGAGUGUUCUGCUCAUUGAGACGUACACAGCGGCCUGGUUCACCAUGCAGUUCUAUGGCAAUCGCACGACGGAGGGCGCUCAUUUGCCCUUCAACUUUAACCUGAUUACGGUGAUCGAUCAGAAGGGUCUCAGUGCGCAGUCCGUGCAGGAGGCAAUCGACUUGUGGCUGCAGAAUAUGCCAGCUGGACGCACGCCCAAUUGGGUGCUGGGCAACCACGACAAGCGACGUGCUGCCAGCCGCUACGGUGUGGAUCACAUUGAUGGCAUGAACAUGCUGGUGAUGAUACUGCCCGGGGCAAGUGUGACCUACCAGGGUGAGGAGAUUGGCAUGACGGAUGGCGAGAUCAGCUGGGAGGACACUGUCGAUCCGUGGGGUUGCAACUCCAAUGCGGAUAUCUACGAGAUGUACACUCGGGAUCCCGAGCGAACGCCAUUCCAGUGGACGAGCGGCACAAAUGCGGGAUUCACCGAUGGACCCACCACCUGGCUGCCACUGGCAGGGGACUUUGCCACAGUCAAUGUGGAAACGGAGCUGGCGGCGCAGCAUUCCCAUUUGAAGAUCUACAAGGAGCUGGUGGCGCUGCGUAAAUAUUCAAAGACGCUGCAGAAUGGCUCCACCAAGUAUGUGGCAAUGACCAAGGACAUAUUUGUGGUGCGACGCUCGCUGGCCAACUCCCCCACCAUUGUGGCUGUCAUCAACUUUGGCACCGAGGCCACAACCAUUGACUUGCGGGAAUUUGACAAGAGUUUGUCGGGCAAUUUGCAGCUGCUCGUGCGCAGUUUGGCAUCCACCAAGUCAGAGGGCACCAGCUACAACGCACAAAUGCUGAGCCUGGAUGCAGCUGAGGCUUUGGUUUUGACCACCCAAUGAAACUGAUUUUGAUUUUAAUUCGUAAACAUAUUGUAUCUGUAUAUGCAGCCUAACAACAUUUAGCAUUAUUAUUAAUAUAUAUAUGUAUGUAUAUGUA
This is a messenger RNA of Drosophila guanche, 1915 nucleotides long. RefSeq names its product maltase A3. Bases 16 to 1818 code for a protein of 600 amino acids. Lineage: Eukaryota; Metazoa; Arthropoda; Insecta; Diptera; Drosophilidae. Gene Ontology annotation, biological process: carbohydrate metabolic process. The record is from RefSeq and is a predicted model, not a curated record. The transcript has 4 exons.